AUGAUAGCUGCAUAUCCUAUAGCACUAUUGAGCGAAAAAUGUUGCCAAGUACAACGGAGUUUGGUUAAUUUAGAAUCCGCGAAAUUAAAAGCUCAUGGACAUGGAAUGCUUAUGGAACCUGUAAAUAGAGGAAGUGCUUGGAGGAAGGGAUUCAAUACACCUAUCAAUUAUGAUGAUGAUGGAAAUUAUUGUGGUGGUUUAUUUGAACAAAUAGGUAAUGAUGGCAAAUGUGGUCUCUGUGGAGAUGAUUAUAGACUGCCACAGCCUAGACCAAAUGAAAAUGGUGGAAAAUAUGGUACUGGUACUAUUGUAAAAACCUAUAAAGCAGGACAAAUAAUUGAACUUGUAGUCAAACUCACUGCUAACCAUAUGGGUCAUUUCCAAUAUUCUAUUUGUCCUCUUAAUGAUAAAAAGGAGUUGGAAACUGAAGAAUGUUUUGCCAAAUAUCCAUUGCAACUGACAGAUGGCAAUAAUAAAUACAUCUUGAAAAAUCAUAACAAAGAUUUUAAAAUGAAUGCUUAUUUGCCAGAGAAUCUCACUUGUGAGCACUGUGUAUUGAGAUGGGAGUAUAUUGCUGCAAAUAACUGGGGUAAAUGUGAAGAUGGUACACACAAAAUGGGUUGCGGUCCUCAAGAAACUUUCAAGACUUGUUCUGAUAUUCGUAUUGUAUCUUAAAUAUAUCGUUUAAGAAAUUAUUAUAAUGUUGUAUAAUAUUGUAAUAUGUUAAAGUACAUCUAAUAUAUAAUAUAUAAUGAUAUAUCAUAAAAUUUAUGUAAUUUACAUAAUGAAAUUUGCAUAAUAAAAUGUUCUCUGA
This is a messenger RNA of Pogonomyrmex barbatus (red harvester ant), 814 nucleotides long. RefSeq lists its product as uncharacterized. Lineage: Eukaryota; Metazoa; Arthropoda; Insecta; Hymenoptera; Formicidae. The record is from RefSeq and is a predicted model, not a curated record.